AUGACACCUCGAAGUCCUACGCUGGAGGAACACUUUUCGGCAGUGCAUUUGCCCCAGCCUCUAGACGCGGGAAGCAGCGACGUAUCGGGCACAGACGGCGGCACGAUUGGUACCGGACGUAGCGCAGCAUCUUCAAAGACGGCUACCUUUGCGCGAGAGCUGGCUGCUCAAUCCACAUCCACGGGCCUCGCUCCUCGCGUGGUCAGAGACAAUAUGGCCAUUACAAGCACCCGGGUGCCAGGAUCCAUCGUGGGCAGUAACAAGGUGGAUACGAGCAGGUCCGCGUAUCGAGUGAUGGACGAGCCCACGGCAGAGGAGAAAGCUAGAGGAUUUACAGAGUACGAAGAAC
Molecule: messenger RNA, 349 nt
Organism: Ceraceosorus bombacis
Lineage: Eukaryota; Fungi; Basidiomycota; Exobasidiomycetes; Ceraceosorales; Ceraceosoraceae
Source: the annotation of a GenBank genome assembly